CCUUCUGCUCCUUUUUUUCCACGUAGCCCAUCGCAUCACCAAUUUACCCAGUUUUUUCUAGUAGAGUCAUGGACACUUCACAAACAUCCCACGCAAUUGAAUUUCAAAAAGUGCUUAAAGCCUUCAAGUUAAAAGCAAAUCUUAGUGCAAAUGAGGAGAUGGAGUUUAGCUUUACGACUCUUCAGGACCUUUACAACGCAAUUUAUAAGAUGCAAUCUCAUCACGAAUCUACUAGGAAAAUGGUUUACAUGAAAAGGUUGGCUCCCUUCUUGGAGACCAUGGAACAGUACGGUAAAGUCAUCGAAAUUUUCACGAAUGCAGCAGACGUCGUUGCGUUUAUAUGGGGCCCUAUGAAGCUUCUAUUACAAAUUGCUUCGAAUUUCUCUGAAGCUUUAAGUAAGCUCCUUGAUGCAUAUGAGAAAAUUGGAGAGAACAUGCCGCAAGUGCAGCAAUACCAAAGCCUCUUUCAAGAGAGCCCUCAUAUGAGGAAGGUUUUGACUAUGAUGUAUGAGAAUUUGCUGGAUUUCCACCAAGAAGCAUUGAGAUAUUUCAGGAGACGAGCAUGGGAUAAACUUUUCCAAGCCACUUGGAGAGGGUUCACUUCUAGAAUUGACGAAAUUGUGAGAAACAUGCACCGCCAUCAGGACCUCCUGCAUACCCAGGCAAACAUCGUUGAGUUUGAAGAGAUAAUCAAGAUUAGAGCGAAGAUCGAUGCCGAUUUCCAAAUCUCAAGGGAGGAACAGCAAGGACGCCAGCGUUCGGCCAUCCAACAUUGGCUAUCCGCUGCAAGUUCAGAGGUAAUCCAAGAAAAAGGAUGUGAAGUCAGAGCAGCCUGCCCAAGUUCAGGGCAUUGGUUCUUGGCAGAUAGCCGGGUUUUGAAAUGGUUCAAUCCAAACUUUUGUACAACACCACUGUUGUGGUUGAACGGUAUUCCGGGAGCAGGGAAAACCGUACUAGCCUCACUAAUUGUGGAAAAAGCCCAAAACAUUGGCGUAAACAUCGCAUUUUUCUACUGCAAAUACGAGGAUACAGAUCGGAACUCCUUUAUAGCCGUUGCUAGAGGUAUCCUUUCGCAACUGCUACAGCAAAAUGAAGACUUGGUAUCAUCGUUCUACGAAAAAUUAUCUCGAAGCGGUGAAACAACGCUAUCUAGCGCUAAACUCGCAAAAGAGCUACUCGAUCUUGCUUUUGGGGCUUGUGGCAAAACAUACCUUGUACUUGACGGGCUUGACGAGUGCAAUAGAGAAGAGCGGAGGAAAGUUUCGGAAUACUUCCGGAAUGUUGUGUGUAGUCUUCCUCGGGCGGAUGCAGACCGCAUCCGUUGUCUUUUUGUCAGCCAAGAUGACGGUUAUGCAAGAAAAGAUCUAAAAGACAUUGUCUCCAUCAAGCUGACAGCAGAAGAUAACAUGGAGGAUAUCAAGAGCCUCGUUCAAAUCUGGGAAAAGAAAAUUCAGGACAAAUUUCACUUUGAUACGACUGGGCAAGACAUUGCCAGGACGAUCACUGAAAGGUCUCAAGGGAUGUUCCUGUUUGCGACAUUAAUGGUCCAACAUCUCUAUAAUCAACCAACUCUCAAAGAUCUACAGCAAGAGAUUCAACCAGAUACUUUCCCUCGGGGGCUUAAUGAAGCGUAUGACAGGAUACUAAAACGCAUUUUCGACGACAGUGUAUCAUCUCAGCAAGAACGCAGUAGUAAAAUACUACUCGAGUUGGUUGUCUGUACAAAACGGCCUCUGGCAUGGCAUGAAAUUCAAGGUGCAAUAUCAGUCGAUCUCAUUGAGCGGAUUGUAGACGAGACACGCCGAUUAACGGGUGACUGGAAAGAUUGGGGGAGCUCUCUACUCGAGCUACGCUCAGAUGAAUCUGUGGACCUUGUUCAUUCGUCUGCGAAGAAAUACCUAAUUGAGAAAGGAUAUGUCAAGACUUCCGAAGUUGAUCAUAAUCUCAACAUGAAGUGCUUGGAGUAUCUUUGUUUCGAUUAUCUCACUCUCCCAGUAUUGGAAACAUCAGACCCGGACGUCAUAGAAAAUGUUGUCUUGGAUGGAUAUUUCGCAUUCAUGGAAUAUUCCGUAGCUCACUGGGUAUCUCACUUCGAAGCUGACGUAACAACUCCGGGCCACAUUUGUCUACUGGAAAACCUGGAAGAGCUUGUAGAAGACUUCCUAGAUAUUCACUGGUCGAAUUCUACCGCGGAGCACUUGGCAGUCUCCAACACAAUGCGUACCAAACUGGAGCCAUUGCGGUCUUGGCCAUCUUACGAUAAGUUGACACAAGCAAUAAUCUUCUCAAGGAAGCAGCUUGGGUUGUUUGGGAGAAACCCGUCGGAUGACGAUGUCCUCGGCUUGUCUCGUGUUGUUUCAGGAGUUCGACAGGUACUGGAACGUACUGCUUUAUCUGCUCAAGCUCUACCCUCAACUCACACAAAACUGGUCAGCAUGUAUGGGUCGAAGAUUUUUAAGUGUCCAAAGAUCAACUGUCGAUUUUUUCAUAUCGGCUUUGAUACCCAAAUACAACGAGACCAGCAUGUUGCCAGACAUGAACGAGCAUUUCUCUGCACAAUCGAAGGCUGCCCUGGCGCGACUCUCGGCUUUGUCACCUUAAAGGUCUUGGAGAAACAUUUGCUCGAUAACCAUGAUAUUGAUGAUACUGACGAAAUUGAAUUUCCCAACGUCUCGACACCUGCUGCUAAGCAAGGAACUGGGGACAUUCCAUGUCCGGAAUGCGGAAAGAAGUUCACUAAAUCCUACAAUAUGAAUGCUCAUCUGAAGGCGGCACAUCAGAAUCAAAAAAGGCAUUGCUGCGAUGAAUGCAACAAGAAUUUUGCCAGACGCUCCGAUCUUUUACGACACAUGAAGUCGCACUCUGGCGAGAAGGAACACGAGUGUGGUGGACUGCUAAAAGACGGAAACACUUGGGGUUGUGGAGCAAAAUUUACUCGUGCGGACAAGUUGAAGCAGCAUCUACAGAGCGACGCGGGUCGCCGUUGCCAACAACCUUUAUUCGAGGAGCAGGCCCAAGAAAAGGCGGAGCGACAAGAAGCUGAAGAGCGGGAGCGUAUUCGAGCAGAGCAAGCAGCCUUGGAGCUUGAACGUAUCAAAAUCGAAGAGGAGGCGGCUCGGGAACGAGCAAAGAUAGAAGUGACAGCACAAGCAAGAGAACAGGCUCGCCGCCAUGCAGAUGCAAUGGCAAAAGAAUGGAUGCGGAUACAGCAAGAAGAAGAAGGACGGAAGAAAACAUUCAGAAACGCACAAGAGCAGAGCUGGCGCGAUGCACUUGUGAAAAUCCCUGCUAUCACCGGCGAGCCACCCUCCCCACCAAAAGGCUCAACUCCCUUGCCUCCUUUCUCUUCACUAUGUAAUGCUUUCCCUGAUAAAGAGUUUGAUUGAAGAAAGAUAGUUUUACGCAUAUUACAUAACCAUAGUACCUUGUGGCAACACACCUUCUACAAUAGCGAAAAUUGUCGUUAUGUGCUUUUAGUUGUGGAAAAACAUGUGGGUGGACACUAUUUCUUUAUCUACAGCACUAAAAAAAGUGCAGGGUAUGGCGUUACUUGUUCUUUUUUUCUUGCCUCCAGAACGCUCGCUAAGGCAAACAUCAAGACAUGAUAGCAUAAACCAUACUAAACAUUUGAAAUAGAACAUAAUGAAAGGGUGAGAGGAGAAUCAGUCGGCGUGGGGGCAUGGAUGCGUGGGGGCGUGGGGGUGAUAAACGGUUCCAUUUUUUUAGGAGCUGUUUUUGAAGGGCGCAAUAUUUUCUAAGCCAAUAUUUCCAUUUUGGGAAAACAUUUGGGGGUCAUGACC
This is a messenger RNA of Aplosporella prunicola CBS 121167, 3800 nucleotides long. RefSeq lists its product as uncharacterized. Bases 69 to 3386 code for a protein of 1105 amino acids. NCBI's taxonomy places the organism in Eukaryota, Fungi, Ascomycota, Dothideomycetes, Botryosphaeriales, Aplosporellaceae. The record is from RefSeq and is a predicted model, not a curated record. The transcript has 8 exons.